AUGGUCACACAAAGCAUAAACGAUUUUAGUCGCAUCUUUCGUUACACCUCCCUUUUAUUUUGGCACGACCCUGCAUUUGAGGUGCCUUCGGCUCCGCUACUAGCAUUUGAAGACUACUCCCGCCCAUCCACCCCACCUUUUCCCUCACCACAGCACCACCCAUCUCCCCGCACAGCCACCCUGCGCACCCAACUCCCGCUCACAGUGCACCUUCCCGCCGUCCGCCCAUCACCUCAAACUGCGCUGCGCACACAUACUGCCCCUUUGCCCCACCCGCACUCCGCCCACUUAGGGCGCGUAGGCAAGAGUUGCUUGCUUUUAAGAUUUACCACCGACACGUUCGACGAUCUUUCGCCGACCAUCGGUGUGGACUUCAAACUUAAAUCAGUGACCGUCAACGGCAAGCGGAUCAAGCUAACAAUAUGGGACACAGCCGGUCAGGAGCGAUUCCGUACGCUCACAAGCUCGUAUUACCGUGGAGCCCAGGGAAUUAUCCUGGUGUACGACGUGACGCGGCGAGACACGUUCACGAAUCUGUCGGACGUGUGGCUCAAGGAGAUCGACAUGUACUCCACCGUCUCGGACUGCGUCCUCAUGCUGGUCGGCAACAAGGUCGAUAAGGAGUCGGAGCGGCAAGUGGCCAAGGAGGAGGGCAUAGCGUUUGCACGGCAGUACGGCUCGCUCUUCCUCGAGUGCUCCGCCAAGACACGUCUCAACGUGCAACAGUGCUUCUCCGAACUAGUACAGAAGAUCAUAGAGACGCCCUCGCUGGUGGCGCACAACACGCACGCCACCAAAGUGCUGCGCAACUUGCAAGCAGAGUCUAACCCCGUCUCCGACCCCAGUGGCAGCUGUGGGUGCUGA
This is a messenger RNA of Closterium sp. NIES-65, 864 nucleotides long. The record is from the annotation of a GenBank genome assembly. Lineage: Eukaryota; Viridiplantae; Streptophyta; Zygnematophyceae; Desmidiales; Closteriaceae.